GAUGUUAACCACACAAGGACUGCUCUUGAUCUCAAUGUGCUUGACAGUAGUAUGCAGUAUGUCCUUGUUGGAUGCAUAUCGCUCUGAGAAGCAAACAGCUCGAAGACAAGGAAUGUUGAAUGUACGAUUUCGUCCAGUUAUGCACCUCAGAGGUGAUGAUGACUGGCGGAAACAAGUUGGUGCGGAGACUCUAACCGACCAGAUGAUGGAUGAGAAUGGAAUUGUUUUUAAUGUCCGUCCAACGACGAAUAGUCAUGUGCCCAGUGUAUUCACUGGGCCUACUGGUAGAGGAGCUCGAACUGGUCUAGGAGUGUAAUAAAAACCAUCAUUCAUUUCACUUCUUCCGCAACAUACACUCACUUACUUUAACAGGUUCUGUACAAAUGUGAUUUUAUCUCUUGUUCAUAAUUACUGAUUUAUGGAUAAAAAUUUUUCACCGGA
This is a messenger RNA of Cylicocyclus nassatus, 441 nucleotides long. Lineage: Eukaryota; Metazoa; Nematoda; Chromadorea; Rhabditida; Strongylidae. The record is from the annotation of a GenBank genome assembly.